Ruditapes philippinarum (Manila clam) is the source of this 1405-nucleotide messenger RNA. Its product is annotated as placenta-specific gene 8 protein-like. The record is from RefSeq and is a predicted model, not a curated record. The transcript is spliced from 4 exons. Lineage: Eukaryota; Metazoa; Mollusca; Bivalvia; Venerida; Veneridae. Bases 186 to 713 code for a protein of 175 amino acids.
AUGUAGUAAUUUAUACUCGAAAAAAGUCCUUUUAUGGGGCAACUGAAGCAUUUGCUGCGUGCGCAUUAUGCAAACAAACGAUAUCAUAUCAACGAUAAGAUUUUGACAGCACAAAAACUUUGCUGUCCGAGGAAACACUUGAUCUUCAUUCCCUAAGAUUCUGCUCUCUACAACUGAUUUAAACAAUGAGUAGUCCACCACCUGACUAUGAUAAACGUGAUCCUCGUUACCAUCCACAAGAUCGCGGUCCGCCCCCACAUAUGUACGGACCUCCAGCUACCAAUCAACCAUACGCACAAGGUCAAAUGCACUCAAACCCAUCAUUCGAUCAUGGACAUAUGAUGCCCCCUCCACAACACACUACUACUGUUGUAAUCAAUCAGCAACCAUCGGUACAGAAUGAUCGAAUCCUUGGAUCCAAGGACGGUCAUAGGGAAUGGAGCUCUGGGCUAUUCUCUUGCUUUGAUGACGUUGGAAAAUGCAUGUGGGCGAUGUGGUGUCCAAGUUGUGUGUUGGCUGAUAUAUCGGCCAGGCUAGGAGAAUGUGCUUUCGUAACAUGUUGUGUUCCUGGUGGUCUUGCUACUGUUAGAACUCGUGUUCGAACUCUUGGUGGCAUCAGGGGAUCCAUUUGUAAAGAUUAUAUGGUAACAGAAUGCUGUCACAUUUGUGCUAUGUGUCAGAUCCAUCGAGAACUUGAGUAUAUGGGACUAUAAGAAAUAUGUAUCACAAUCAACGAUGAUGUGUCAAAUCAUAUUAUAAAAUAUAUGUGAUAUACAUGUAUAUAUUCCCGGAUAUAUCAAUCAGAAUUUUAAACAAAUAUCAUUAUUACACUUGUUUGCUGAUAAAUGUUAUUUUUAUGCCGAUAUCUUUCAAAAUUGUUCACACAAACAAACAGAAAUUAUAUCAACGAGGAUAAGACGCUCUUUUUUAGUCUACUACACAUAUAUCAAUUAGUCAAUCAAUCGUGCCAAUCUUCUAACUUACAUCAAGGCCAUAAAAUAAAUGAAAUACCACCUACGAAUGAGGUGAAAGUUGGUCUUUCUUUUAUAACCUGUGUUGACAGGAGACAAAUGAAGUAUCACAAUUUGCCGGCGACGUAUUACAAUUUUAAUUGUUAUAGUUUACAUGUGCUCAUUGAAAUAUCUUAUACAUAUAAUUGGUUAUAAAUUAGCAACAUAAAUAUAAAUAGUCAUAUUCGUAUAUAUUACUAUGUGCUCUUUAUUUAUCAUAAGGAAUUCAUAUUAAACAAAAUUACUAAACAAAAAUGUAUUGUUGUAUUCUGUUAAUACAUAUAUAAUGUUUCAUCCAAAGACAAAAUUCACAAGUUCGCUAGCAUAACACAUUAAAGCAAAGUAUCUGGACUUGCCGGUUGAUUGAGUUUGAGUAUUAUUAAAGCAUAAAUCAG